UAUGCAUAUGGGAAUUCCCCUGGACUUUUAUAUAAAAUAUUCUGAGUAUAAGAGGCUCCAUCACUUCGAUAAACUAAUUUUGUGGAUAAGUGUCGAUAAGGAGAUGGAAAAGUUUCAAGAAAAUACUGAUUUGCUUGAUAUUAUUGGGCUUGCUCAUCAAGUUCUAAAUCCGGUAGAAAUAGCUCAACCAAGGUUUGUACUAUCCGAAGAUGAAACACUUCCGGAUUUGGAUUUCUCUGAGGUUAUAGGAGAUAGUAUAGAAGAGAGUGAAAUGAAGAAUUUUUUUAAUAGUGUUAUUCAAACAAAGGAAACUUGUGACAUUAGUUCCCGAAAGUCAGCAAUAAAGAAUCGAAGACAGUCAUCGGCACUACCUGAAUCUGAAGAAAAACGUGAAAGGAAGAGAGAAAGGAAUAGGAUAGCUGCUCGAAGAAGUCGGUAUAAAAAACAUAAAAUGAUUGAGAAUUUGGAAAGACAAAUUCAAGAAUUAAAGACAAAAAACACAUUAUGUAACGAUACGUACUUUCAAUUAAAAGCUGAAUUUCAAGGAUUAACUGAAAAGAUUAAAUUUCAUAUACAAAAAGGAUGUGAACUUUAUACCUAG
Molecule: messenger RNA, 601 nt
Organism: Dimorphilus gyrociliatus
Lineage: Eukaryota; Metazoa; Annelida; Polychaeta; Dinophilidae
Source: the annotation of a GenBank genome assembly